UGCAUGCCGAACACCAAUUUAGUUGUUUAGCUACAGUGAAAAGUGGAAAAAUGUGUGCAAUUAUUCAUUAAGAUUUAAUAAGUGUUUAAAAAAAAAAUGAAUACAUCAGAAUCUCGUGAAGAUCUGUUGCAAAAUGAAGCUCGAGCACCAUCAGUUCAAUCUCUCAAACCACCUACGGAAUAUGUGCUUGGUCCCGUUGAGAAGCAUUUUUUAGUCAGCGCUGAAAGAGGAGAUUGUGCUACAGUUAGACGGCUUCUUGAAGAACAUAAGGGCCAUCCUGAGAUAUUAAAUAUUAAUUGUGUAGAUCCACUGAAUCGAUCUGCCCUCAUUUCAGCCAUUGAAAAUGAAAAUAUUGAGUUGAUAAAGAUUCUUCUAGAUUGGGGAAUUCAAGUAAAGGAUUCUCUCUUACAUGCUAUUAAAGAAGAAUAUGUUGAGGCCGUGGAGAUGUUGCUGAAUUGGGAAGAAAAAAAUCACACACCUGGACAACCUUACAGUUGGGAAGCUUUAGAUGCUGCUGAAUAUAAUUUCACGCCGGAUAUAACUCCAUUGAUUCUUGCGGCUCAUAAAAAUAAUUAUGAGAUACUUAAGAUUCUUCUUGAUCGGGGUGCAACUCUCCCAUGUCCUCAUGAUGCAAGAUGCGGAUGUGACGAAUGUGUAACCUCAAGCGAACAAGAUUCUUUACGUCAUUCUCGUUCUCGAAUAAAUGCUUAUAGAGCACUCACCUCACCCUCCCUUAUCGCCCUUUCUUCACGAGAUCCACUGUUAACUGCAUUUGAAUUGUCGUGGGAACUUCGAAGACUUAGUCGAAUGGAACAAGAAUUUCGCAGUGAUUAUAAUGAAUUGAAAGAACAAUGUCAAGAGUUUGCAACUACCUUGUUGGAUCAUGCUCGCUCUUCCCAAGAACUUGAAAUUAUUCUUAAUUACAAUCCAACAGGAGACAAUUGGGAACCAGGAGAAAGACAAACUUUAGAUCGUCUCAAACUUGCUAUAAAAUACAAACAAAAAGCGUUUGUAGCACAUCCUAACGUUCAGCAACUUCUUGCUGCGAUAUGGUAUGAUGGUCUACCAGGUUUCCGGCGAUUGAGUAUGGUUGGACAGCUGAUAAAAGUUGCCAAACUUGGAAGUAUGUUUCCAAUUUACAGUUCUAUUUACAUGGUAUCACCUACUUCUCAAAUGGGACUGUUUAUGAAAAAACCAUUUGUAAAGUUUAUUUGUCAUUCUUCUUCGUAUGCUUUUUUUCUCAUGCUUCUCGGAAUGGCAUCACAGCGCAUUGAAUAUCUUGUUAUUGAAUUAUUUGGAAAUGCAUGGAUGCGAGAAAUUCUCGAAGGCUGGAAGAAAAGAGAAAGAGGAUGUAUUCCUGGAUUUGUAGAAUCUGGAGUAAUUAUUUACGUAAUCAGUUUAAUUUCCGCUGAAAUCCGAUCUUUAUGGUCUGAUGGAUUACUGGAGUACAUAUCCGACCUCUGGAACAUUGUAGACUUUAUUCAAAACACCUUCUAUGUUAUUUGGAUAUUCCUAAGAGCAACAGCAUGGUUCGUUGUACAGAGAGAAUAUUGGAGUGGAGACGAUCCUUGGUACCCAAGAGACCAAUGGCAUGCAUUUGACCCGAUGCUUUUGUCCGAAGGUGCUUUUGCCGCUGGGAUGAUAUUUAGUUUCCUUAAACUUGUCCAUAUAUUUAGUGUCAAUCCUCAUUUAGGACCGUUACAAAUUUCCUUGGGAAGAAUGAUUAUAGACAUUAUUAAAUUUUUUUUCAUUUAUACUCUAGUGUUAUUUGCUUUUGGAUGUGGAAUGAAUCAAUUAUUGUGGUACUAUGCUGAUUUAGAAAAAGCAAAAUGUUAUCAUGCGGAUUAUGAAAUACCUGAUUUUGACAAUCAAGAGAAAGCUUGUUCUAUAUGGAGACGAUUUGCAAAUUUAUUCGAAACGUCACAAUCACUCUUCUGGGCCAGUUUUGGAAUGAUAGACCUUAUGUCAUUCGAUUUAACAGGAAUUAAAAGUUUCACACGAUUCUGGGCUUUGUUAAUGUUUGGAUCAUAUUCUGUUAUCAAUGUUAUUGUACUUUUAAACAUGCUUAUCGCUAUGAUGUCUAAUUCAUAUCAAAUAAUCUCGGAACGAUCUGACACUGAAUGGAAGUUUGCACGAAGUCAUCUUUGGAUGAGUUACUUUGAAGAUGGUGAUACCGUUCCUGCACCAUUCAACAUGAUUCCCACAGCUAAAACCUUUAAUAAAAUUAUUAAAUGUGGUAAUACCGGACGUCCUACUAAAUCAUUGAUUAAAAAAUCACGUGAAAAAGCACAGGAACGUCAUGAUACAGUGAUACGAAUUUUAGUACGCCGUUAUGUGACUUCAGAACAACGUAAACGUGAUGAGUAUGGAAUUACUGAAGAUGAUGUGAUGGAAAUUCGUCAAGAUAUUUCGACGUUGCGGUAUGAAUUGAUAGAUAUCUUGCGACAAAAUGGAAUGAAAACUCCUAAUGUUGAUCAAACUGAUACGACAUUAUCUGGCAAGAAAGGACGAGUAAUGGAACGACUACUGCAAAAAGAUUUCCAGAUUGGUAUCGUUGAAGGUAUAGUGAAUGCUGUAAUUCAAAAUGAAAAAGAGCCUAAAGAUGUGUUCAGUCAAUUGGCUCGGGCGAUUGGAAAACGAGCAAGUGCAACUAAGAAGAAAGACUGGAAUGCUGCUGUUAGACAAAGUACCAUUACGAGAGAUCCGAUUGGCAGUAGAAGUGAAGCUGAGAUUAAACAGACCCGAAGGAGUCUUCGUAUUCACCAGAAAAAUCAUCCAGAUUCAGAUUUGGCUUCUUUCGAUCCUGAUCGACUCGUUUCUUAUAAUCCUAAUUUAUCUGAAGUAUCUCCAGCAACUCGAGUGGCUUAUGCUAAAUUUAUCAUGGGAAAACUCGAUAAAGCUAAAGCUGUUGGUGAGGCUACUGAUGAUAAAAAAGAACAAAAACCAGCUGAGGAAGGUACGAAAUCCCAAAGGGCUAGCUUGAAAGUAAUGGUAUCAGGAAUAAGUCAAUCUCGAUCAUCACCACCAAGUUCUCUUUCGGGAUCAUUAAAAAAGAGUGUACUGAAACCAUUGAGUUCUGUUAGUAGUCAAGAUAAAAGCGAUGGUGAAUUUAGAACAAUACCAUCACCGAUUCCCGAAGAUCCAGAAGGUGAAAGUGUUUCUACAUCAACCAAAACUAGCUCUCAAACAAAAGAUGAGCAACGAAAAGAAAGCGCCGAUAAAACUGAAUCAGAAGAUAAGAAGGAGAGCACAAAAGUUGAGAAAAAGCCAACUGAAGAUGAGAAAAAAGAUGAACAAACGAAGAAAGAAGAAGAAGAAAAGAAGAGUGAAGAGGAGGAAAAGAAAGAUGAAUCUAAAAAAGAGGAAGAUAAAAAGACAGACGAUAAGAAACCAGCCAAAACAGAAGCUAAGCCCGCACCCAAACCAAGCACUAGUGCAGAACCAUCAUCAACUCAACAAAGAGAUACUUAUGGUCAGACUAAAGCAAGAGGAAAAUCAAAAGUCACAGGAAAAAUAACGGGUGGAUGGUUAUAAUUUAUUGUACAGUUUUAUUAAUUAUAAUUAACUAUAAAUAUAUAAAUAAUAAAUGUUAAAUAAGAAAA
Messenger RNA from Chelonus insularis, 3602 nucleotides. It is a transcript of the gene trp, whose product is annotated as transient receptor potential. Gene Ontology annotation, cellular component: plasma membrane; cation channel complex. The record is from RefSeq and is a predicted model, not a curated record. Gene Ontology annotation, molecular function: store-operated calcium channel activity; inositol 1,4,5 trisphosphate binding; protein binding. The transcript has 13 exons. Bases 97 to 3534 code for a protein of 1145 amino acids. Lineage: Eukaryota; Metazoa; Arthropoda; Insecta; Hymenoptera; Braconidae. Gene Ontology annotation, biological process: regulation of cytosolic calcium ion concentration; calcium ion transmembrane transport.